AUGACACUUACUCGUAUAGGUGCUGCAUUUCGUUCAUUCAAGCAUAAUGAAUGUUACGUUUUUGUUGAUGAUAAGUAUGUGGUUUUGAAUUAUGCACCGGGAGCGAAGAAGCAUGAGAUUUUGAAGGGGCCACUUCAUAUUGUAGCUGGUUUUGCAAUGCUUGCUAGAACUCCAUUUGAACAUGGAAUAGAUUGUGCCUUUGAGACCCAACACAAUGAGGCAUUCAUCUUUUCUGGAAAUCACUGUGCCCUAAUAACCUAUGGUCCACAUGUCCCACAUCAUCAACAUCAUCCUGCAAGAAUUCUUGCGGGUCCGAAAAAAAUUGCAACCAUGUUUACUUGUCUACAUGGAACGGCGUUUGAACACGGAAUAGAUGCAGCAAUUAGGACACUUGACAAACGUGUUUUGUUAUUUAAAGGAAAUGCAUAUGCUCUUAUGGACUAUCACUCUAACCGUGUUUUAGCUAAUCAUUACAUUCGCACCGGGUUUAAAACUUUGGUUGGCACAGUUUUUGAAAAUGGAAUUGAUGCAGCUUUCAAAUCUGAUAAGAAGGAUGAAGCUUACAUUUUCAAAAAUCAAUAUUAUGCAUGUAUCAAUAUUGAUCAAGGUCAUCCUAUUGGUGGUCACCUACUAGGUGGUAGAGUCAAGCGAAUCCAUGAUGAUUGGUCCAAUCUUACUGGCAUAUUGAAUCCAUGA
This is a messenger RNA of Medicago truncatula (barrel medic), 696 nucleotides long. Its product is annotated as albumin-2. Bases 1 to 696 code for a protein of 231 amino acids. The record is from RefSeq and is a predicted model, not a curated record. The transcript has a single exon. NCBI's taxonomy places the organism in Eukaryota, Viridiplantae, Streptophyta, Magnoliopsida, Fabales, Fabaceae.